CUAGACAUGCUGUGACAGCCAAUGGAGAAGAGAUGCGGGAGCCAAGGGAGGGAGAAUGGGAGGUGUCCAGAGACUCUGAAAUUGCGGGGCAGACGGAGGUUGCGCAUCAGGGAAUCAAUCGAGCGACGGGCGGGAGUUGUGCCUUGUUCGUGUUAACAAUCAUAGCGAUGGUCCGGCCUCCGCCUGAACCACCGCCAGGGGAUGAACGAGGUGCUAGGGUUCAAGAUACUCGUUUUGCUUAUUUAGUUUUUUUCAUGUUUCGUUCUCCUCCUAUUAGCUUUUAUUAUUUUAUCAUUUGUUUUCUUAUUACCGUCUAUAUUGUUAGGUUUGCCAGUUUGUUUGGGAAUUUAGCCUCUUUUUAUGUCAUUGGAUAUGUUUGGAUCUACGGGAACAAAGAUGGCUGUGUCAAACCCGCUGCAUGGUUAGCGAUUUGUGUUACUCUUUUAGGGGUGACCGUCUCUAAGUCUGAUCAUAGGGUUUACAGUCAUAGUUGUUGGAGUUUAGUUGGUGAUAGAUUUGUUUUUCCUUUGACUGAUGUAAUGAUCCUGAAACUUAUGAUAUGAAUAGAGACAAGUUUUCGUUC
This is a messenger RNA of Cuscuta europaea, 583 nucleotides long. The record is from the annotation of a GenBank genome assembly. NCBI's taxonomy places the organism in Eukaryota, Viridiplantae, Streptophyta, Magnoliopsida, Solanales, Convolvulaceae.